AAAUGCAAUGCACAAACCAUUUUUCCUUAACACGCUCGUAAACGGAAAUCAGCUUAGUUAUGCCGUAUCCAAUAACCUUAGCCGCACCAUCAGCAUCAACAAUAUUCCCCUCCGUAAUCGCGCCAGAUUGUGGUCCAGCCUUCUCCCUCGCUCCGCCCAAGGUGGGCUCGGUUCUGAAACUGUCUCACUUGAGCCCGAAGCACACAAAUCUGGUCCUAGCUUAGACCCGUUCGCUCUCGUACACUCGAUCCGAGAAUGUGCCAAUUUGGGUUGGUUUAUGUAUGGUGAGCAGCUUCAUUGUCAUGUUCUGAAAUCUGGCUGGGCUUCCGAUGUAUUUGUUUCUAGUGCCAUGAUUAGUCUCUAUGUGAAGUUUGAGGCUAUCAUUGAUGCUCACAGGGUGUUCGUUGAAAUUCCUGAACCAAGUAUAGUUUCUUGGAAUACUUUGAUUUCUGGCUACGUGCGUUAUGGGGAGCCUAGUAAAGCUCUGAGCUUGUUCUUUGAGCUAGAAAGGUCUGGACUUUGUGCGGAUUCUUAUACCUUUACACCUGCUUUAUCAGCUUGCGGGCAGUUGAGUUUGCUACGUUUUGGCGAGUCUAUACAUUCCAAGAUCGUGAGGCUUGGUAUGGAUUGUAGUGUAGUAGUUGGAAACUCUUUGAUUGACAUGUAUGGAAAAUGUGGACACCCCAACAGAUCAAUCAGGGUGUUCAAUGGUAUGAUCGCUAAGGACACAAUUUCCUGGAAUUCAGUUAUAGCAGCAAAUGCUCAAAAUAAGAGGCUCGAACAAGCCUUCAUUUUUCUACACCAAAUGCCACAUCCGGAUUCAAUUACCUAUAAUGAGCUAAUAAGUGGAAUUGCUCAGUUUGGUGAGAUCGAAGAAGCAAUUGCUCUCUUGUCAAGAAUGCCCAACGCGAACUCAUCUUCAUGGAAUUCUAUCGUAACUUGCUAUGUUAACAGAGGCAGGGGAGACCAAGCUCUAGAGUUUUUUUCUAAAAUGCACUUUAGUGGCAUUAGGAUGGACCAAUUCACAUUUUCAAGCAUUUUAAGUGGUACUGCUAGUGUUGCAGAUAUCACAUGGGGAAGAUUGAUCCAUUGUUGUACAGUGAAGAAUGGGUUGAAUAAAAGUGUAGUUGUUGGAAGUGCUCUUGUUGAUAUGUAUUCUAAAUGUGGGGAUGUGAAUAAGGCCGAGGUUCUGUUUGAGACUCUCCCUAGUAAGAAUUUGGUGACUUGUAAUGCUAUGAUAUCUGGAUAUGCCAAUAAUGGCGACUCAAACAAGGUACUUCGUCUAUUCGAGCGAAUGAAAAAGACCUUAGAUUUACAGCCAGAUGGAAUCACUUUCCUCAAUAUCUUGUCUGCUUGUUGGCACAACAAGGUACCUAUGGAGGUUGCAAAGAAGUACUUUGAGUCAAUGGUGAAGGACUACGGGAUCACGCCCACAGCCGAGCACUGUUCAUCUGUGAUUAGGCUCAUGGGGAGGGAAGGAGAGGUGGAAGGUGGUGAGAAUAUGAUCAAAGAGAUGGGAUUUGAGAAAUGUGCACUAGUUUGGAGAGCUCUAUUGGGAGCUUGUGUGACUUGUGGGGAUAUGAAAGUUGCAGAAGUUGCAGCUGAAAAGGUGAUAGGGUUGGAAGGUGAGAGUGAUUAUGUUUAUGUAUUGAUGUCUAAUGUUUAUGCUUCUUAUAAAAAGUGGAAAGACGUUAAGGGAAUGAGGAUGUUCAUGAAAGAGAGACAGGUAAUGAAAGGGUGUGGUCAUAGUUGGAUUGAGUCAUUUAGGUCUAAAAAUGUUUUUUAAACUCCGCGUAUAUCCACUGUCUAUUAUUGGCAACUUCACAAGUUUUUCCCCAUCUUGCAACAGUAGCCCAUGAUGGGAAAGAGAUGUUUACAUUCAGAAGAAUUUACAAUCUAAAAUCAGAUCCACCGGCAUCUUUUAAGUCCAAUGUGCAAUGGAAUUUGAUACCAAGUGCAUAAACUGCAUAUUAUCCUAGACCCAAAACACUAAAUCCUUUCACAUAAUAGCAAUACAUGGGGGAGUGGCUAAACAAUGGAUGGUGUGCUCUCCUUCCUAGAGAGGCCUAGGAGAUGGGGAUCAGGGGAGCUCUUAUUCAGGCUAAGGACAAAGUUUGGGAAAAAAUUGAUAUUAAAUAUGACUCUUUGUCAGCCAUUGUUGGGAUCGGGCAGGAUGCGGGAUCAUCUGAUUUUGGCGAGAACGUGUGGGUUAGUAUUCCCAAUACUCCGUCGAAUGUCUCGUUGUCACGGCGGCCUUCGUUGUGAAACCCAAUCUUGAUGUGAGCUGAGGGGUAGUGAUGUUCCUCCUCGAAUUCAGUCGAGGGGUACAUAUGAUGGAAUGCCCUUCCCUCAAAACAUUUCCAGCCAAAUAUUAUACGUCGUAACUUGUAAAAGUACUGUAAUUGGACUUUGUCGAGAAAGCUGGAUAGAAGAUGCUAAAGAUAUUUGAGGAAAAUGGAGGAAAAUGGUUGCAUGUCAGAUAUUAUGGUAUACAGCGUACUCAUUUGUGGGUUAGUGAAAAAGAACGGCAUUGUAAUGAUGUAUUACUUUUGGGGGAAAUGAAAAAACUUGGACCCUCACCUGACAGUAGAACAUGUCAGAUUAUACUCGAGACAAUCUUGCGAAAUGGACCAGAUUCUCCUCUGAUGCAUAUGCUUAUGAAUAUACAAGAAAAUGACAAAAAGUCGUGAUUUUAAACCUUCUCCUAGAAAGUGGGAGUUGGUACCCAGACGUACUCAAUCGCCCCAUAUUUCCCUUAGAAACAUGUUUCCAUCGUGUGGCAGAGGGGGGUCACUUCCAGUGCACAGCACCCUUUUCUGGGUAAGCCUUCUAUCUCGUACCAUCUAUUUUUUGUAUGUGUUUAUUCACCCAUUUUUGCUAACAAACAAAGUACUGUUCAAACAAAAGUAUUUGAUUAAUUUAGGUGUUGUAUGCGUGGAGUUAUUCAAAUUAGAGGAAGCAGGGAGAAUGACAUUUGAUUGGCUAGAGAGAGUGAAAUGGCCUAUUUUCAUCAAUUAGGUGGUAGCUAAAAUUUUAAAUUAUCAGAUGGUUUCUACUCUAUUUUAACAUAUCUUUUAGCAUUUUGAAAAAUCCAUCCGGGUAUAUGCUAAAGUAACUAAAGCUUGUUAUUUCAACAUUUUCCAUCAAGACAUUUAAGAAUAUGUAUCAAGAUAUAUGUACUCCAUUUCUAGAUAUGAAAAAUUACCGAAACAAACUAUCAAUAUAUGCCUCUCUUAUUGUCUUGUUUGAUUUCUUUGCUUCAGUAGAGUUGCCCCCAUUUGUAUACUGGAAAGAUCAAAGGCAUUAUUCCCAUGUUAAAAACAUAAACUAUAUGUUUGGCUUUAAGGCAUCUUAACAGCAAUUUCUUACUUGGAAUGUACAAAUAUGAAUUACUUCUAGAGUUCUAGGUUGAGGUGGACAAUAAGUGAAAGAGUUAUUUCCACUUUUAGUCCUCCGACUAUUAUGUCAUUGAUACUUUUGGUACUCGACUUUGAUUUUUUCCAUUUUUAGUCCACGACUAUUGCGCUAGAGACACUUUUGGUACCCGUCUUUGAAAGUUUCCAUAUCUAGUCCUUCAACUUUCAUAAAUUUACACUUUUGGUCCUUAAAAUAUUAUAAUAGUAACAUUUUUAGUCCUCCAUUUAUUGUGUCUAAAUCAUAAUGGGAGGACUACAAGUGUCAAUUUGACAAUAGUCAGGAGACUAAAUGUGGAAAAUCUUGAAGUCGGGGACUAAAAGUGUCUCUAGCACAAUAGUCAAAGACUAAAAAUGGAAAAAUUAGAAAUCAAGUACCAAAAGGGUCAGUGACAUAAUAGUUGGGGGACUAAAUUUUUAUGUGAACUUUUUUGUGACAAUAGUCAGUGACAAAAGUUCACAAUAGUCCACGACCAUAGUCAGUGACAAAAGUUCACAAUAGUCGUGGACAUCCAAUAUACCAUGCUAUAUUGGACAUCCUUUUCACCUAUUCAGUUUGAGACUAUUAAUUUUUCUUUGCUAUCAUAUUCUCAUGUCUUUUGUGUGCAAGUCCUAUUACCAAAAACUAUUAAUUUUUCUGAACAAAAAAGAGAGUUCUACUGCAGAAAGAAUGAUCAGGAAAGUUUUUGACAUAAAGAGCAUUGCAAUAAUGAUAAGGGUAGUGUUAACGUGUUACGGGCGGGGUUGGGAGAUAAAAAAGAAGAAGAAUGAUAGUUGGAAAAACAACUCAGCUUCCCGCCCUAGGCAAGGAAGUGUCCGUCGGUUCCACCGAGCGCACAAGAAGAAUUAUUCUCCAUAAGAUUGAUGAUUUUAUUCAUUAAUAUGGCAGCUCUAUUUAUACUAGUACCAAGAGUCUUGGUGGUCUAGUAUUAGAGUAAUCCUAAUUCUAUUACAAUACUUUUAUUAGGAAAUUAACAAAAAUAGAAUAUCUCUACUAAUAGGAAACUGCAACUAAUAAUAACCUUAGGAAACUAGCACCUAAUACUUUAGGAAACUAAUAAUAACCUUAGGAAACUAACACCCAAUACUUUAGGAAACUUACUCUAGGAAACUAAUAAUAAUGAAUAAUAAUAAUAAUGAUAGUAAUAUUGAGCGUCUUCUUUCCAUAUCAUUACUCCCCUCUUGAACAUCAAGCUUGUCCUCAAGCUUGAAGCUAAUAUAUCAUGACAACCAGUCUUCCACGAUCAAACGGCAUUAUAUGAUCAAUCAUCACCAUGUUGGUUGUAGCCGCAUGACUAUGAGUAAUGGCCGAAUGUCCCAAUAUCUGGCCAGAUUUCUCAAAAUUUUCUCUUGCUAGGAAGGUCCAUAUUAUUUCGUGUAUCUUGGUUGUGGGCAGCAAAUAUGCAGGAGAGAAGGAUGAAGGUGCCAACACUGGUGGUGUCAGCUCCACCAACAAGAGUGUUGUUGACAGUGUAAGAUUGGCUUGUUGCGAAAAAACUUGUUCUGUUGGCAGUGACAAAAUUGGCGGUGGUGUGAAUAGCAAGGAUUGCUUAUCCAACAAUGGUUGUGGGAACAGUGGAGAUGCUGACGACCACACAGGAAAAAAUUGACAUUUUGGUGGAGGGGCUUCCAGCAAUGUCGCCACCGGGGCUGUUGUUGGCGGAGAUAGAGAAUCAUAUUGUGAGUGUUGCUUUCGCUCAAUAGCUUUUGCCAAACUGAUUGCCACAUCCACGCUGCCGGGGUAUUGACAUUCCAAUGCAAGACGAAUGCCUUCUUGAAGUCCUGCUGCAAAGACGUUCACUUGAGUCUGUGAAGGUAAGCCCUCUGUGCGUGCCAAUAAACACUGAAACUGGCUAAUAUACUCAUCUAGAGUACCUAUUUGCUGAAGUUGGGAUAAUUUAUCUCCCGGUGAUGGAACCUCGUAACAUAUCCUCAUAGAACAACAACUAUGAAAAUCGAUAUUGGAAUAGUGGGGCACAAUGUUAUUCGCGCUAUGAACUCGAUGGUGGUGUUCCUGAAACUCCAUAUUCUCACCCUGGCAUCUGGAGGGUCUGUUGCUGUUGGAGUCAGUGUGUGGACCUGCAGAUUUACUAGUCAGGGCAGCAAGCUGUGUGGAAAAAGAUGUCACGAGUUCUGUAAUUUUUGCCUCAAGCGAUCCUUGUCGCUGGUAAAUAUCUGCCAUGAAGGUUUUUAGUGUCUCUGCGGUGACGUGAUCGUUCCCCAUCGGCCUGGAUACUGAUACCAAAUUGUUACGGGCGGGGUUGGGAGAUAAAAAAGAAGAAGAAUGAUAGUUGGAAAAACAACUCAGCUUCCCGCCCUAGGCAAGGAAGUGUCCGUCGGUUCCACCGAGCGCACAAGAAGAAUUAUUCUCCAUAAGAUUGAUGAUUUUAUUCAUUAAUAUGGCAGCUCUAUUUAUACUAGUACCAAGAGUCUUGGUGGUCUAGUAUUAGAGUAAUCCUAAUUCUAUUACAAUACUUUUAUUAGGAAAUUAACUAAAAUAGAAUAUCUCUACUAAUAGGAAACUGCAACUAAUAAUAACCUUAGGAAACUAGCACCUAAUACUUUAGGAAACUAAUAAUAACCUUAGGAAACUAACACCCAAUACUUUAGGAAACUUACUCUAGGAAACUAAUAAUAAUGAAUAAUAAUAAUAAUGAUAGUAAUAUUGAGCGUCUUCUUUCCAUAUCAUAAUGUUCCCUAUACCUUGACGUGUAGCAAUUAAUCAAGAUUUCAGUAUCGUUGCAAAUGAGCUGCCCCUUUUUCUGAUUCAGAAUCUUUCUUUACAUGUAGAUUGUCGAGUACUAUAUUUAUUGACUCCACAUGUUACCAAUAUUUCACCAGUAUCAAACAAGUUGCAUGAGUGUGCUGGCUUCAAUAGGUUCUUAUAUGUGGACUGAUUCCCUGUUAUUGAACUCCAAUUAGUUCUUGCUAACCAAUGCCUAAUUGUAAAUUUGUAAUGCAAUCAUUUUUCCAACGUUACAUGCUAGGCUGGACUGCUGGGGUGUCAAAUAGUCAAUGGACUCUGAAGAUUUCUCAGGUGGUUUGAGGUGGUUUGAGAUCUGAUCAUCCGGAUGAGAGUUUAAUUUACAGUUUCUAAUGAGCAGGUUCAAUAUCCAAGGGUUCUUAUAGUUUCAGAAUUUGGGACUGACAAGGACCAAGCUAUACUUUAUGAUGGUGCAAGGACUACCUCUGGGAAGUUACUCACUGUUUUCUUUCACUUGGUACAAGUGUACAACAUUUUUAAGUAGGGUUGUAUGUCAUUUUAUUAGAUUUCGAAUACUCAUAUUGUGAACAUAUACUCCGCCGAUGUACUUAUAUAAGAUUUCAUGAAAAAAUAAGAAUUUUAUUUGUGGCAUUGCUAUCUGACA
This is a messenger RNA of Cuscuta epithymum, 6781 nucleotides long. The record is from the annotation of a GenBank genome assembly. Lineage: Eukaryota; Viridiplantae; Streptophyta; Magnoliopsida; Solanales; Convolvulaceae.